Messenger RNA from Neogale vison (American mink), 897 nucleotides. It is a transcript of the gene SIX2, whose product is annotated as SIX homeobox 2. Gene Ontology annotation, molecular function: DNA-binding transcription factor activity, RNA polymerase II-specific; RNA polymerase II cis-regulatory region sequence-specific DNA binding. The transcript has 2 exons. NCBI's taxonomy places the organism in Eukaryota, Metazoa, Chordata, Mammalia, Carnivora, Mustelidae. Bases 7 to 897 code for a protein of 296 amino acids. Gene Ontology annotation, cellular component: transcription regulator complex; nucleus. The record is from RefSeq and is a predicted model, not a curated record. Gene Ontology annotation, biological process: regulation of transcription by RNA polymerase II; kidney development.
GGCACCAUGUCCAUGCUGCCAACCUUCGGCUUCACGCAGGAGCAAGUGGCGUGCGUGUGCGAGGUGCUGCAGCAGGGCGGCAACAUCGAGCGGCUGGGCCGCUUCCUGUGGUCGCUGCCCGCCUGCGAGCACCUCCACAAGAAUGAGAGCGUGCUCAAGGCCAAGGCGGUGGUGGCCUUCCACCGCGGCAACUUCCGCGAGCUCUACAAGAUCCUGGAGAGCCACCAGUUCUCGCCGCACAACCACGCCAAGCUGCAGCAGCUGUGGCUCAAGGCGCACUACAUCGAGGCGGAGAAGCUGCGCGGCCGGCCCCUGGGCGCCGUGGGCAAAUACCGCGUGCGCCGCAAGUUUCCGCUGCCGCGCUCCAUCUGGGACGGCGAGGAGACCAGCUACUGCUUCAAGGAAAAGAGUCGCAGCGUGCUGCGCGAGUGGUACGCGCAUAACCCCUACCCCUCACCGCGCGAGAAGCGCGAGCUGGCCGAGGCCACUGGCCUCACCACCACGCAGGUCAGCAACUGGUUCAAGAACCGGCGGCAGCGCGACCGGGCAGCGGAGGCCAAAGAAAGGGAGAACAGCGAGAACUCCAACUCCAACAGCCACAACCCGCUGGCUGCGUCGCUGAAUGGCAGCGGCAAGUCGGUGCUAGGCAGCUCGGAGGACGAGAAGACGCCGUCGGGGACGCCGGACCACUCGUCGUCGAGCCCCGCUCUGCUGCUCAGCCCGCCGCCGCCCCCUGGGCUGCCGUCCCUGCACAGCCUGGGCCACCCUCCCGGCCCCAGCGCCGUACCCGUGCCGGUGCCGGGCGGAGGCGGCGCGGACCCGCUGCAGCACCACCACGGCCUGCAGGACUCCAUCCUCAACCCCAUGUCGGCCAACCUCGUGGACCUGGGCUCCUAG